GACAUUCUCAUUUCUUCGUCAUGUCCUCUGUUUCUCUUCUCGACGAUUUCUAUAAAAAGGCUUGGGGUUGUGAAUGGCCUCAACACAAAGGAAGAAUCCUUAAGGCCGACCUCGGUCUCACUGUCGACAUCGACGCGGAGGACGACGCGGAGGACGUUUACCAGGUCGCCGUUGACGAUCACUUCGAUUACACCUGCCUCGAGAACUUGAAAACCCUCAUUUUACCCUUCGCCUUGAUGGCGAUCAAGGAUGUUCUCAUCAUUCGUCCAGAGUAUGUUUUGCUUCGGAAGACGCUCGACCAGCAUGAGCAGCAACAUACACGCGCAUUCGUGGUGACGGGACAUCCAGGAAUUGGUAAAACCACGUUUCUGUUAUACCUUCUCUUACAUCGCCUCGAGAACAAGCUUCCGACGGCGGUCCAAUUCGACAACCAUCGCUACUUCAUCUUCGACGGCCAAGGCGCUACGGCUCACUUCGUCGCUGAUCCUGUCGAACCGAGACUUUGCCAGUGCUGGGCCCUAGCCGACAGUAACGCCUACAUCACGCAACCAUGCGUGAGCUUUACAAGCCAGGCUAAACUUGUCAUCCAAGCGUCAUCACCGAAACCCUCGAGGUGGAAGGAAUGGCUGAAGCAGACGGAAGGCGAGCGGAUCUACUCGGAGCUUCCCUCUGCGCUGGAGAUUGGGGCGAUUUUGAAAGAGCUCGGCUUGGCUCCAUCUUCGACUUUUGCCCUCAUGUCGAAAUGGGGACCAUCAGUUAGAACGAUUAUCCGCCUUGCGACUGCCGCCACAGUUGGACACUUUAAACUCGAGGCGCUCGAAGAGGACCUGGAGGCCGAAGCAAAUGCGGCAGCACACCACAUAUGCUCUGCCUCAUCGCUGGUCGACCUCUUCGUAGCCGGCGAGAGUGUACCAGGCAGUGAAGGUUCCAGCAUCUGCUUUGUUCGACCUCACCGCAAAUUUACGAAGAACGGCACCGAUAUCGUCUCGUCGACGAAAGCCAUCCCGUUCAUCCCUACAAGGUUCCUCGACGAAAUCUUCGCGAGGCAUUGCUCAAUAUUUUCCAGCACCAAAUCCAUCGAGCUCUUCGAAGUGUUCAGUUCACAUUCCUUGACGCGAUCCACUGCCGGCUGGGAUUUCGAGGUGCUCAUGCAUCGCUACCUGAGCACGGAUCGUGCACCUCUUACAAUCUUUGGAGACGGUGGAAAGUUGGAGAUGCAGAUGCGGCCAUCGCCCAAGCUCAUUCCUGGCACAGCGGCCGGGCUCAAUAGCACCGGUGUCUCUGACUCAUUCUACUGGAUGCCGUCCGUCAUGAAUUUCCCGGGAGUUGACGCCGUUCUCGGCGAUACCGACAAGAACAUCUUCGCCUUACAAACGACCGUCGCAGGCGAGCACGGGAGUCCCGCCGGUGGACUUAGACGAACCUGGGGCGACCUCGAUGAAGACGUUCGAAGAGGCCGCACUUGGCACGUCGUCUUCGUUGCAGACCAGAAGGCAGUGGCUGAUCGGCUCGUGAGAGAGUAUUCGUCGCAGCUGAAGACAUUUUCUCUUGGUAAGCACCCUGUGGUACGUGUGCGGGUGUGGGGUUGUGUCCUUCCACUACGUCGUUCAUACGGUAGGUAAUCGUUGCAUGUAUCGCUACUUGUUCUAUGGUUCCAUUCUGUUUGCUUCAAUAUACGUACUACGUACCUGUUUGUGUAGCCGAAGAACUCAUUGUAAACUGCAUCUCACUCCCUUCCAACCCGUGCUCGAGUUCGGUCCGGUCGUGGUGAUAGCGAAGUUUUUGCUCCGACUUCACCACGAGACUACGAUGUUCGUUCACCUUGCAUCUCGAA
This is a messenger RNA of Stereum hirsutum FP-91666 SS1, 1834 nucleotides long. RefSeq lists its product as uncharacterized. NCBI's taxonomy places the organism in Eukaryota, Fungi, Basidiomycota, Agaricomycetes, Russulales, Stereaceae. The transcript is spliced from 3 exons. The annotation marks the transcript as partial. The record is from RefSeq and is a predicted model, not a curated record.